AUGAGUUCUACGAAAGCAGCUAAUAACUAGUCCAAGCAAGGCAAAUUGGGCCCUCAUGUGGGAAAGUGGUCUGAUGACAGCGAUGUUGACCCUUAUACCCAGUUUUAUUCCAGAAAGGUUGUGAUUACAGAGUCCACAAAGUAGGAGAAGGACAGUAAAAGCAGAAAAAGGGAGAAAGAGAGGGAGACGACUAAGGUAAGCAAUAAUAAAGUAGAGGAAAAAGUUGAGAAUGGUGAAUAAUCAGAGUCCACUAAGUAGGUUCAAAUAAUGCAAACUUCAACAUAGCUAUCGAUAGCUGAAAGAACCUAGAUGUUGUAUAGAGCAUAAUUUAGCAGCAGAAACACUCUAAUGCCAGAUGAUUAGCCUUCAUCUAAUGAAAAUAGCAACAAUAUAGUAGAAAGUCAGAGAGUCAUGAGCUCAUUUUUGUUUACAGAAAAUAAGAGAAAGGAAGUCAAGUAUAUGCAACAAGAUGAAAAGCCAAACAAUGAAGAAGAGGAUAUUUAAAAUAAAGCCAAUAAAUUUGGGUUGAAGGUGACUUCGUCUAAUGAGAGUUAUUCUAAAAAGCAAAGCGUUAGCUACAUUACAUCAAUUAAUACUAGAAGAAACCCUGAUAUUUUGGUACCCGGAGGAAACUUUCUAAAAGGCAAUAUGUAUUUCAAAUGCUCAAUGGAAGAACUCAAAGAAUAAGAAAAAAUGAAAGCAGAAUAAAAGUUGCAGAAUGAAGAGCUUGGCAAUGAAUUAAAUGAAGAAUAUGAUGUAAAUAUGGAUGAGGCUGGAGAUGAUGCAUUUGAGAGAAUGAAGAAUUAAACUGCAAGGUAUUUCCUUGAAAACAACCCCACCAUCAAAUGCAGAAAUUGUCUUGAGUAUGGACACAUUGCUAAGGAUUGUACUAAUAAAACCAAGAGACCUAAUUGUAUUCUAUGCGGGAAAGAUACUCAUGAUUCCUUCUCCUGUACUGAGAAAACAUGCUUUAAAUGUAAUAAGAUAGGUCAUCUUGCCAGUUAAUGCACUGAAAAAAAUAUUAUCAAGUGUAAUAAAUGUGGCAUAAUUGGCCAUAAAGAAGCAAGAUGCCUAAAAAUCUGGAAAGGGGAUUAUAGUGAGUCUCAAAUGCAGUUGCUGAGAUGUAUCUAAUGUGGAAAGAAGGGUCAUAUUAAGUGUCUUAAAGAGAGGAAAAGCUGGAAAAUUGCAAUUGAUACUUCAGUCAAGAAUAACUUGAAUGAAUUUAUUGAAAAGCAACAAAAGUUCUAGAAGGAUACUAAAAAUGAAAGAGAUAGAUCUAUAAGGUUUUCAUUCGAUUACGCUGAUGAGUUAAAUGAAGAAUAGAUGUGGCUGAAUGAGAGCACAAAUAUAGUAGUACCAGAAUAACUUAAAAAGAAUGGAAGAGAUGCUCCUAAAGAGUAACCUUAUGGCAUUCCUAGAGGACAUGAUCCAAAGGAUGUAUAUUGCUGCUAUUGUGCAGAUAAACACUCUGAAGGUGAUUGCCCCAGGAGAAUGUAUAGUCAAGGUAACAGUAGAUAUCAAUAAUAUGAGAAGAUCAGAUCAAGAUUGAAUCACUAAGCAAUUGAAGAGAGAGAUUUGGGAUACGGUGGCAGUAGAUAUGGUAGUAACUAUGAUAAUAGCAAUAACUAUAACAGAAAUGGUAAUGGAAAUAGCAGUAAUAAUUAUCAUAUGAGACUAGCAACUGACCCUAGAAGGAAUAAUGCUAAUCAGAUAUAAACUUAUGAAAUAGAUAGUGAAGAUAGCUACUCUGAUCAAUAAUCCAAGACGAAAUCCCAUAAAAACAAGAAGCACAGAAAGUAUGAAGACUCUAGUGAGAGCUAGGAAGAUAAGAAGUAUCGUAAGUUCAAUAAAAAGCCAUAGUAAGUGGAUUCUUACGAUUCUCAGAGUAGUGAUGAUUCAGAAAAGGUCUUAACUUCAUUCAGUGAACUCUUAUAGAAAAAGAAGUCCAGAUAAUAAAGUAAAGAUAUUGAAUAAUAUGAAGAUUAUGACGAGGAAUAUGAAAAUGAGUAUAUAGACCUGGAUGAAGAAGAUGACAAUUACUCUAAGAACAAAAAGAAUAAAAAAGGAGGCAAUAAAAAUUACAACUCAAAUACCAAUGGUAAUAAUUACAGUAGGAAGAACUAUAGCUAUGACAGCAACUAUUAAAGCUAUCAUAGAGACUCUUACAAUAAUAAUUAUUAGGGAAACUAAUAAAGAUCAAGAUCAAGGAAUUAUCAAGGAGGGGAAAGAUAUAACUCAUACAAGGGUGGCAAGUAUGGUCGCUGA
This is a messenger RNA of Stylonychia lemnae, 2265 nucleotides long. The record is from the annotation of a GenBank genome assembly. Lineage: Eukaryota; Ciliophora; Spirotrichea; Sporadotrichida; Oxytrichidae.